Molecule: messenger RNA, 990 nt
Organism: Botrytis porri
Lineage: Eukaryota; Fungi; Ascomycota; Leotiomycetes; Helotiales; Sclerotiniaceae
Exons: 10
Coding region: 1-990 (329 amino acids)
Molecular function (GO): methyltransferase activity
Source: RefSeq, a predicted model, not a curated record
AUGGAGAUAGAAAAUGAGCCAAAGGUUCCUUCCCCUAAUUCGUAUCUAGUUGAGGAGUUGGGUUCAUACGUAGAUGUGGGAGAACCAGAGUUAGAUUCGGAAAAUGAUGCAGAUUCUGCUCUUGGUGGAAUGAGUUUGAGGAGUUCUAACUUCACAGUCGAAUCGGAAUUUUAUCGUCAUAUCGAAGAAAAUGGAAGAACGUAUCAUCGUUAUAAACAUCGUCAAUAUCCGCUACCGAAUGAUGCACUAGAACAAAAUAGACUUGAAUUUCAACACAGAUUUCUACGUAUGACUAUCGACGGAAAGUUAUUCGUAUCGCCGAUCAACACGGAUCGACCAAUGAAUGUGUUGGAUGUUGCCACAGGGACUGGUAUUUGGGCCGUUGAAUUCGCAGAUGAAUAUCCCAAUUCAACGGUGAUUGGUACUGAUCUUAGUCCUAUUCAGCCGCAUUAUAUCCCUACGAACUGCUCAUUCCGAAUCGAAGACGCUGAAGAUCCGUGGACAUUUGACGAUUUAAAAUUCGACUUAAUUCAUGGCCGCGCCUUGUUAUCCUGCUUUCGUUCUCCAAAAACCGUGAUUGCAUCGGCAUUUGAGGCUCUGGCACCGGGAGGAUACCUCGAACUACGGGAUCCAAUCUUUCCUUUCAAAUAUGCAUCGCCGCCGCCGGAGAAUUGUGCAUUAGUAAAAUGGAAUAAUAUGAUAGUAGAAGCUUCUACGAAAGCUGGGCGCCCUUGGACAAAUGGAGCACAUUACAAGAGGUGGAUGGAAGAAGUUGGUUUUGUUGAUAUUGUGGAGAGAAAGGAGUAUGCACCAAUGAGUCCAUGGGCAAAAGGUCAAAGAAAUAAAGUCUUGAGCGUAUGGGUUCAGAGGAAUGUCUUGAUAGGCCUGGAAGGAUUGAGUAUGGCACUUUUCACAAGAGUCUUAGGGAUGGAAAAAGAAGAGAUACAUUGCUAUUCCGAGGGGGUUCUGGUGUAUGGGAGAAAACCUUAG